CAGCGGCCGUCAGCUGAAUGUUUACCGAGCAAGCAUAGAGGGCUGGAGCGGAAAGUGACGGCCACACUGGAGCCCUGGUGCAUGGUGAGACUCAGGUGAUUUCAGCUUCCACGGUCGCAACUCCCAGCGGAAUGUUCACUCGCAGGGGCCAUGGAGACGUCAAGAAAUCUACACAGAAAGUUCUGGACCCAAAGAAGGAUGUGCUGACCCGGCUCAAGCACCUACGCUCGCUGUUAGAUAUCAUCGACAAGAGUGAACUGAAGGCAUUCUUCGAGAGCAACUGUUCUCAGAUUUAUUUUAUCUUCUAUGAAAGUUUCAUUACACUGGAAAGCAACUUAAAACAAAAAGGGAACAAAUCUCAAAGGGAGGAGCUGGACUCUAUCCUCUUUAUUUUUGAAAAAAUUCUACAACUUCUGCCAGAGAAAGUCUACAACCGAUGGCAAUUUCACAGUAUAGGUUCUAUUCUGAAAAAGCUUCUACACACUGGAAAUUCAUUCAAGAUUCGAUGUGAGGGGAUCCGUCUGUUCCUGCUGUGGCUGCAGGCCCUGAGGGACAACUGUGCUGAGGAGCAGUUUCUUAUCUUUGCAUGUCUGGUGCCAGGGUUCCCUGCUGUGCCCUCCACCAGAGGGCCCUGCACCCUUGACACCAUCAUUUACAACCCCUUCUCCAAUCCCCCCGAUGCUAAAGUGGUGCCUGAGGAGAUCACCCCGCUCGUUCCAGCUUUGGCUGGGGAAAAAGUUGCAGAGGACCAGACCUGUUUCAUCCUCGAAACCCUGCUCAAGUACAUGGUCAUACAGGCUUCCAGUUUAGAAUGGAGGAACAAAGAGAACCAGAACACAGGCUUCAGGUUUCUCUUCAGCCUUUUCAAGAAGUACUACCUUCCACAUUUAUUUCCCUCCUUCACCAAGCUCACAAACCUCUACAAGCCUUUAUUAGACCUCCCGCACCACAGACCAAAACCCUUGUAUGUGCCAGUGACGCGGAACAAUGAGAGCACCUUCUGCACCAGGGACCAGUAUCUGGCGCCCCGUGUGGCCUUCAUCACCUGGCUGGUCACCUUCUUCCUGGAGAAGAAGUAUGUCAGCAGUGCUGCUGCAGCGCAGGGCGCCAAGAAUGGCACCGAAGUCAUACCCAAACUCAUCCAGACUGUCACUGCAGGCAGUAGCAGCCAGGAGAAGAAGGAGGAUAAGAUAUCGGACGGGGAUGCGAAUGGACCAGCGGGGGAGCCUGAGAAGAGCCACUCCAACAGCAGCACGCUGUCGGAUCGGCGGCCCAGUGAUUCCAGUUUGUGUAGCAUUGAGGAGGAGCACCGCUAUGUCUAUGACAUGGUGCACGCCAUCCUGCUGUCCACCCGGGACAACGUGAAUUUUGUCAACGAGGUCUUCCACCAGGCUUUCCUGCUGCCCUCCUGCGAGGCGUCAGCUACCAGGAAGGUGAUCAAAGUGUACAGGACGUGGAUUCUGCAGGACAAGCCCGGCUUCAUGACCGAGCCGGAGAAAACAACACAAGAAGAUGAAGUGGAUGACAGCUCUGAGCAGAUUCUCAACACUGAGACAAACCACAUUCAUGUACAGACGGAGGUUCAUGGUCACAGAAGGUCAUCGAGCUGGGGGAGGACGUACUCCUUCAGCAGCGCCAUCAAUCGGGGCUUCCUCACUGAGCAGCAAAACCGGGACAUCAAGGCUGGCAUCCAGCCUACACUACAGGUGUUCCUGACCAACUCGUCCAACGUGUUCCUGUUGGAGCCGUGCCAGGAUGUACCCAAACUCUUGGAAAACCAGGUUGAGGUGUGCAAGGGGGUUCUUAGCAUCUAUCGUCACAUGAUCAUGGAGCACACGAUGAACACACAGACAUGGGAGCAGAUGCUGCAGGUACUACUGAGGAUCACUGAGGCGGUGAUGAAGAGGCCCCAGGAAAACCAAAGAAAAGAUAGUUUUGCUGAAAGUUUAGCAUCGAUACUCUUUAGGACCAUCAUCGUGGCAUGGGUGCGAGCCAACCUGUGCGUAUUUAUCUCCCGGGAGCUAUGGGACGAGCUGCUGGCAGUGCUGUCCUCUCUUACCUGCUGGGAGGAGCUGGUGACAGAGUGGGCCAGCAUCAUGGACUCGCUGACGGCUGUGCUGGCACGCACCGUCUACGGCCUGGACAUGGGCAGCCUGCCUCUGGACAAACUCAGUGAACAGAAGGAGAAAAAGCAGAGAGGACGUGGAGUGAUCCAUGACUCCCAGAAGGGCGCAGUAGUGGCACGCUCCUUCUCACUGAGCUGGAGAAACCAGGGGGAGCAGGGCGGGCCUGCGGUUCAAGAGCCCAUGAGGAUUCGGUCUGCCACUACGUCAGGAGCUCCUGGCGUGGAGAAUGCCCGAAACAACGUCCGUCAGAAAGCCUCUGCUAAGCGAAGCCAGUCCAUCAGCAACUGUGUUCAUCUAUGCGAGGCUAUUCCCACUACUAAAAGUGUCCCUAUGCUGCUCCACACUGUGAGCUCUUUCUUGCCUGGUAUCUCUUCUGGUAACUCUGCUUGUUCUCACAGACUCUCAGAUGUGGAGGAAUGUCAGCUGUCUGAAUGUGGGGGAGAGGAGGAGCUGGGAGGCAGGGAAAGCCCUCUGCCACGUAGCAGCAGCACCUCCGACAUCACCCAGCAGCUGUCGGAAACUCUACCAGCCCAGAAGAGAGAGUACUCCCCGACUUCCUGUGGCUCAGAUAGCAUGACGUCUGAGGGCAGGAAAGAAAACAGUGAGCCACCAAUGAUCCUCAUCCGACAGAGCAGCAGUACGGCUGAGACAGAGUGCAAUGCUGAUGGCCAGACUAACUACACAUUGCCCAAGCUCAGAGAGAAAAGUGAGAGUAUAAGCAGCGAGACGUCCAACGGCUACCUCAAUGAAGCUGAGGUUACCUGGCAGGCCUUCGACGAAGAGGCUGACACUCAGUCCACACAGUCCGCCCACAUGGAUGUGACGACUGACCCCCAGAGCCAGGGGAGCCUGCUGCUCAGCCACAAUGAGGCUCUAGCAGGUCCUGAGUGUGCCCUCCCUUCCCACUCCGCACCCCCGUCCUACCACCACCACAACCACUACCACUACCCUCAGAACCCCCCCGCCUCUCCAGCCCUGCUGGUGCACACAGAGUGCCCUCGGGACUGCCCUCUGGAAGACACCAUGCAUCAGUCUGUCUUACACAUGCCACACCACUUGGACAGCAGUGAGUGUCUGGCUGAUGACGUCAGCAUCAUCGCGGGUGGGACCCUGACUGGUUGGCAUGCUGAUUCAGCCUUCGUCCUUUGGAGGAGGAUAUUGGGCAUCCUGGGAGAUGUCAACAGUAUCCGCUGCCCAAAAAUCCACGCCAAGGUCUUCUCAUAUCUCUAUGAGCUCUGGCACAAGCUGGCCAAGAUCCGGGACAACCUUGGCAUCAGUGUGGACAACCAGUCUUCUCCACCCCAACCUGCCUUCAUCCCUCCUCUGCGAAUGCUUGCCUCAUGGCUCUUCAGGGCCACCAUGCUACCUGCAGAAUACAAGGCAGGCAAGCUGCAGGCCUACAAGCUGAUCUGUGAGAUGAUGACCAGACACCAGGAUGUGCUCCCCAACAGUGAUUUCUUGGUGCACCUCUACUACAUCAUACACAAGGGCUUCUCCAGCGACGACCAGGAUGUUUUGAACACCAUCAUCUGCUCCUGCUCCCCUCGAUUCUUUUACCUCGGCCUACCGGGCUUCACCAUGCUAAUUGGAGAUUUCAUCACUGCUGCCGCCUGCGUUCUCAGCUCAGUUUCCCCAGAGGCUCCAAGGAUGGAGGCUCAAACAGUCCUGGGCUCUCUGGUGUGUUUCCCCAACCUGUACCUGCAGAUUCCUGUGCUGCAACAUGUGCCUGGCUCUGAAGAAAUCCUUGUAGGCAAUGAGGAUAUCAAGGAUUACCUGGUCAACAUCCUGCUGGAAACAGCAACAAAGGAACACUGUGAAGGGGCCAGGUGCAUCGCUGUGUGCAGUCUGGGCCUGUGGGUUUGUGAAGAGCUGAUGCAAAAGAACAUCCACCAGCAAGUUAAAGACGCCAUCAACGUCUUGGCAGUAACACUAAAGUUUGGGAACAAGGCCGUGGCUCAGGUAGCCUGCGACGUGUUUCACCUGCUCAUUUCUCACUGGGAACAACUCAAGAGGUUUGAGUCCAAUCUGCCGAAGAAAAUCAUUGAGAUCUUUGUGGCCACAAUAGCCUUUUUGUUGCCGAGCGCAGAGCACUCAACACUGGAAGCAGACAAAAAGUUGAUGGUUUCGCUGCUGCUUUGCCUGUUGGACUGGUGCAUGGCUGUGCCCUUGAGUCUCCUGCUGGAGCCCAUCACCAUGCCUUCAGUGGAUGAACGCACUUCCCACAAGGCCCCACUGCUGGACUACAUCUACAGGGUGCUGCACUGCUGCGUGUCCGGCUCCACCCUGCACACCCAACAGAGCCACUACCUCCUCAGCCUGUCAGACUUGUCCAAUGACUAUGACCUCAUGUUGGGUCAGGUUAAGAGCUUUGAGCCACCGCCCUCCCAGUCAACCACUACUGAUUUUGGCAACCUGCUCACAGUAGCUGAAGAAAAGCGACGUCGGCACAUGGAGCUGAUACCUCUGACAGCACGCAUGGUCAUGACCCACCUAGUGAACCACCUGGGCCAUCAUCCAUUAAGCGGUGGCCCCGCCCUCCUCCACAGCCUAGUGAGCGAAAAUCACGACAACCCAUUUGUGGAGUCGUCCGAGCUGUCCUCCGAGGUCUUCAAAAGCCCAAAUCUGCAGCUGUUUGUCUUCAACGACAGCACGCUGGUGUCCUACCUUCAGAUCCCCACUGAGACGCCCUCCAUUGGCCAGCCCCCAAACACCUCUUCACAGGUGCGAGUCAUCGUGCGGGACAUCUCGGGCAAAUACUCCUGGGAUGGCGCAAUCCUCUACUGCACCACCCCAGAAGACUCUGUGGACAUGGGAGUUUUUUCUGCUGUAGACCGCCCGCUUUCUACCACCACUAUUGCUCACAGCAGAAACCAGCCCCAGUCUCCGACAAAGGGGCCGCACAAAACAAAUUUCUCAGUCUCUGACUCCCUCUCCGACUGUUGUGAGGAGGAAGAGGUAGAUGUUCUGGAUAAGCUGAUGGAGGACCUUGGCCACAGCAGCUCAGAAUGCCUGACUCAGCCACAACUCCAACUCAAUCAGCCAGCCUCCUCGCCCCAUGGCAUGAACAUAGAGCAGGAGAGCGCCAUCCGGGAGGCCAUCCUCCGUCAGACCCAGGAGGAGGAGGAGCAAGUGAGGAGAUGGGACGCUGAUGUAAGCUGUCGGGCUGCCUGCCAGGGGGAACCCUCCCAUGAGGACCCAAAAGCUCCUUUCUACUUCUGUCGGCUGCUGCUCAAUGACCUUGGCAUGAACUCUUGGGACCGCAGGAAAAGUUUCCACUUGCUGAAGAAGAAUUCAAAGCUCUUAAGAGAACUGAAGAACCUGGAUUCCAGGCAGUGUCGAGAAACGCACAAGAUUGCUGUGUUCUACAUUGGAGAGGGACAAGAAGACAAGUGCUCAAUCUUGUCCAACAGCGCAGGCAGCCAGGCCUAUGAAGACUUUGUGUCUGGACUGGGAUGGGAGGUGGACCUAGCCACACACUGUGGCUUUAUGGGUGGCCUCCAAAGGAACGGCAGCACAGGUCUAACAGCUCCUUACUAUGCUACCUCCACUGUGGAAGCCAUCUUCCACGUCUCCACGCGAAUGCCAUCUGAUUCUGAUGACAGCCUCACCAAAAAGCUGCGUCACCUGGGAAACGAUGAGGUACACAUCGUGUGGUCAGAGCACACUAGGGACUACCGACGUGGCAUCAUCCCGACUGACUUUGGAGACGUGCUGCUCAUCAUCUACCCAAUGAAGAACCACAUGUACUUCAUCCAGAUCAUGAAGAAGCCACAGGUUCCUUUCUUUGGGCCUCUGUUUAAUGGCGCCAUAAUCACUGGGACACUGCUGCCAAGCUUGGUGCGGGCCACCUGUAUCAACGCCAGCAGAGCUGUCAAGUCCCGUCUGACUCUCUACCAGAGCUUCUAUGAGGAGCGGGCACUCUACUUGGAGGCCAUUGUUCAGAACCACAGAGAGGUCAUGACCUUUGAAGACUUUGCCUCGCAGGUUUUCUCCCCCUCUCCUGGCUACCCAAUGAGUGGGACAGGUUCCUUCACCGGCAGCACGAGCACCGAGGCCAGUGCUCAAGCAGCAGCAGCAGCAGCAGCGGCGACGGACCCUGUCGACCAGGUCUCUCCCCCCAUGCCCCGUGCCACAAAGAACCGGGUCUCUGGAAAGCUCCGCCGGUCUGCCAGCGCUAUAAGCAAAUCUUCCAACUGAGCUCUUCUCCUUCCCCUGAUCUCUCUCCCCCCCCCUCCCCUCGAGUGCAGCCUUUAAUAUUUCUCCUCAAAGAACCUCACACACUGAGCCGUGACUGCAAGAAGUGUCCUGUUGUUUGUUUUUUUUUCCGCCCGUGUUUUUUUUCUUUGUUUUAUUAUAAAAUGUAACUGGAGCAUAUUGCAAUUUUUUUAAUUUUGAGUGGCAAUCAUUGAUUUCACGUAUACAUUUCCCUUCAUUGUGGUGUUUGAAUCCAUUAAUUCCAAUGGACGUGAGACUAAGCUAUUUAUGUUCGUCCCUGAUGGUUUCAGCUUAAGAAUCAGCAACAUAGGAAGUCUUAAAUCAGCCUGUGGUGACAAGAAAAGUCACUUUUAUCUCAUUUUCUUGUGCAGGCCUAACGCACUAGAGAAACGCAAGGUUCUUUACUAUAGUAAGGGAAUGGGAGACUGCUUUACCCUGUGUCUGUAUCUCAUCUAGCUCAACUCUUAAUGUAACUAAGCACUGAAUGACACAGUUGUAAAUGGCACCAUGCUAAAACUGCACAACAGAUUGUAAUCCGUUUAUAAAUGUGUCUGCCUUUCUACUUCUGUGUGCACCUGCCACAACCUUCCUGUGUCGAGGCUACCGCUGGAGUCACUGAACGCAUCCUGGCUGCACCAGUUUGGAUCAUGUUUGUGGAUCGUCUUCCUACAGCAGAAGAAGGAUGAAGGACUGAUGCAUGGGAGAAACCCUCCCCGGAAUAAUUGGUACUCACUUCACUGCUACAGACUUCCUGGAUGUGCAGUCAGGGGCUUUUUAAUUGUUAUGAACCCAGAGCGGACAAUCAGUGACAUCUUUCUAACUUGAGCUGGAUUCUUUUCUUUUUUUAUCUCCUAAUUUUCUUUUUUAAAUGAAUUCCGAUGGAUUGUGUCACCAUUUGAUUCAUGCGACUCCACUGGAAUGAGAAAAGAGUGCGUUUGUAAUUGUUUUCUGAUGUUGUUAACCUAGGCUCAUGUCCUGUAAUUAAAUAAGUUCCCUGUCUCUUUCCUCUGCGAUCAGUUUCCCUCUGUGAGGCUAAGACAUCGACAUUCCAGCGUUCCCCAAACAACGUUUUUGCACUCGCUGUCAUUGAUUAUGUAGAAUGUUUCUCUGUGUUCCUGGAUGUACAUUGCUUUAAAUUUUAUUUGCUGAUGUGUGUUUGCUAGAUGUAUAUAUAGAGAGGAGUAUUUGAUGAAAUUAUUUUGCUGUUGUGUUGUUUUAUGUAGUCAUUUGCUGUUUAGUGGAAAAAUGCACCAGAGCCUCAGGUGAAUCUUAACUCCAUGCACUGGUGUGCAUGAACUGUGUGUGUCCAUAUGCGUGUGUGUGUGAGCGUGGGUUUCGUGUCCGGGGGAGCUUCUCACAGUGCCUGUGUAACGUCUGUCCCAAACCACCUCUGCUAACAAUAAUCAGAUUUUAGUUCCUCCUCUUUGUCGUGUGAGACAAACCAUGGCUGCCCUGCAUCACCGCUCUGUCCUCUCUGUCUGAAAAGACACUCCUCUGUGUCUCUAUAGCUCAGCGUCUUGUGCUUCCCACAACAACAAAAACAACAGCAGAUGGAUUUGGAGUUGUGGGCACCUCUGUUUUUUUCACUCUUUGCAUUGCUCUGUCUUUAUCUGUGAAUUAAGUGGCACUGGCUCCUCCUUUUUCCCAUGAUCCUCUUCCCAUGUCGCCUCCUAGGUCCAUGGGAGGCUGGGUGCAUGGGGACGUGAGGUGGUGGGGGUGUUCAUGUGGCAUGCCAGAGCUGAGCUCUAACAGCCCUCCUGGCAACAGCCAGGCCGGUUCUCACUCCUGCAAGCUGCCCUGCUCAAGUUGUCAUGGUAGCCAGGUGUUUUCCACACACACACACACUAUAUGCUCGCACCCUCUGAGGGCUCCACCCAAGCUGCAACACUAUCCCCAUCUGUUGCUCUACUAUGCCUUACUCUCCCCCUGCUUCACCUGUCCUUUCACUCCCCUCUCCCACGUCUUCCCUUCUUUUGUUUAACUCCCUGAGCAGAAAACAGCAGGAGUGUGAAGGUGGAGAGCGUCCAUUGUCGUUCCUUUGUUUGUUUUUUGUGAAGAAUGUAUAAAUACAUAGGCCUGGAUCACAUCUAUGGUUUUUUAUUUUUCCCCCAAAGCCAUUGGAAGGAACCACCCUGGAUGCUGAUCUAAAGAUUGUAGGUUAUAGAUGAUGUCUGUUGCCCCCCCCCCCCCCCAAAUCUCUUUUUGGUGGCUUAGACACUGGAGAUGUUUGUUCGGACCAAGAUGAGGAUUGUGUGUCUUAUAUAUACGUGAAGAAAAACGAGCUAGUCUUAGUUCCUAGUAUGUCGCCUCUUUUCUUCUCGUUUUUCGAAAAAUCCUUGUACAUUGUGUCAAAUUUGAGGGCGUCAGCGUCCUCUGAUAUAAAUAUAUGAAUGCCUGUAAUAUAAUCUUUGUAUAAGAGAGAGGAGGAAAAAAAGCUUGAAGAUUUCAUCAUUACUUGUCAACAUAUCAAACUGUUUUUAACGACCGAAGUCCUGCUAUCUUUAUUAGAAAUGUGAAAAAUUGAAACAUUUCAUUAAAUCAAUUUGAUCUGA
Molecule: messenger RNA, 8893 nt
Organism: Platichthys flesus (European flounder)
Lineage: Eukaryota; Metazoa; Chordata; Actinopteri; Pleuronectiformes; Pleuronectidae
Gene: ralgapa2
Product: Ral GTPase activating protein catalytic subunit alpha 2
Exons: 41
Coding region: 132-6323 (2063 amino acids)
Biological process (GO): regulation of small GTPase mediated signal transduction; positive regulation of GTPase activity
Cellular component (GO): nucleus; cytoplasm
Molecular function (GO): GTPase activator activity
Source: RefSeq, a predicted model, not a curated record